CUCCCCGUCUUCUCUUAACUCAAGUCGCAAGGCCUUCCUCUCCCCUCGAUUCCUCAACCCCACGCGCGCGCCUCCCAACCCUAUACGCCAGAUCGGCUCGCACCACCGCACGCGCAGAAUCCGUUUGGAGUUUCGUCGCGGGCGCGGCAGCGAGCGGCCGGUCCCAGGGCGUCCGUCCCCCGUCUCCCGCGCGGUCACCAGCAAGGUGAUUCUUCUUUCGACAGAAUGCAAGACCCUAGAGGUAUGGGGCGAGAGGAUUUCUUGGCCUCGAAGUCACAGAAGAGGAAGGUUGUGUAUCGGCCUUUGCCUUCAGUCCAGAUAAAAACUGAACCUGAACUGCUGCGGAGGGACGUUCCACAUUUGUCGGCCAAUACACAGAAGCCACCUAAGAGAAGCUUCAGGAGUGAGCCCUGCCCUCCCACGCCGCAGUCUGACAGAGGAACUCCGGACUCGCUACCAGAUUCUGGUCCUGCAGAUGAAUAUCGGGCGCUACGGAGGAAGUACAUGAUGCUGGAGGAAGAGAACUACACGCUGGAUGCACAAUUAGGCAUGGCAGAAGACGAAGCCAAAACUCUCGAGGACGAGAAGUUUGCAUUGCUGGAUCAGCUUGUUGUCUUGGAAGGUCUUGUGCAGCCUUCGCAGGUGCAGCCACAGCGAAGGCUAUAAGCCAUCUAUGUGUGACCCUUCGUUUUUUCGUAGUGUAAUUCUGCAUCUGGUAUUGUUAGGUGUGACUACCCUCAAGAUGUAGCCAUUGUAGUGGAGAGGACAAAAACCUAUGAUACCAGGUUUAGUGGAAGCUAUUUUACUCUAGAUAGUUGCUCUAGACAAGGCAACUAUCUGGAGUAUUUGUGCAGGAUGAAGGAGAAUGAUACCUAUGAUACUUUCAAAUGAAAUAUGGAGAAUGAUACCUAUGAUACUUUCAAAUGAAAUAUGGCCGCAAACUGUGGUGUAUGAACCAUGUAAUUCAUGAAUGAUGCUACUGAUCUAGAUAAUUUAUCUAUGUUCUGGUUUU
Molecule: messenger RNA, 1012 nt
Organism: Hordeum vulgare subsp. vulgare (domesticated barley)
Lineage: Eukaryota; Viridiplantae; Streptophyta; Magnoliopsida; Poales; Poaceae
Exons: 2
Coding region: 226-666 (146 amino acids)
Source: RefSeq, a predicted model, not a curated record